UGUAGGGCUGCCCUUCAGUAAUCAGAUCCUCUGCUUCACUGCUUUUAGAUGAUUGCUUUACCUCCCAAAGGCUUGGUAAAUGUUUGGCUUAGUGAUGGAAGCAGCCAAGUCUAAGACAACUUUCCUGGGAGGUAAGGCAAGUUCCCACUGGAUUAGACCGAAACAGAUAGAGUUUCUCACACACACCCCCCUGGAUCAGCUGGAUACUUCUUGUUGUCUUCUUCAGUUAGAAGGCUGCCCUCUGUGCAAUGCAUUAAUGAAUGUAGCUCGUCGUUGUCAGGACUUAGAGAUGGGUUGUAAAGCAGAGGUAUCCCUGGCAUUCCUGUACAAAAAUGACCCCUUUUAUUCUCUCUGCCUCUCUGAUUUAAUGACUGCCCCGCAGUCUGUGACCAACCAGUUCCUGAAGGAGCAAAGGAAUCUAACCGAGACACUGAAGAGGUUAGAUCACCAUCAACGGAGCAGAUUAGGACAGCUAAAUGAAGAGAAGAGACAAUUUGCUCACUUGAUGAGCAGGAGGUUAGCCCCAAGAAUAAGCCAGUGUUCAUCAAUGGAAGAUGAGAGAGUAUCUAGAAGGACCUCCUCUGCCAAGACCUUCAGUGACCUAACUUCUGUUAAAGGCAGCUUCCACACUCUUGAGACGGCAUCCACUGUAUCCAGUUUAAGGAGUAUUCCUACCAUAUCAGCAGCUUCUAAUAAUUCUGGAUGGAAUUGUACAGCACCUAGUAAUGUAUCGCAACCUUUUUUUAUCACCGUAUUACCAAAAAACAGAUGUCACUUGAGAAGAAACGAAAAAAAUUCCUCUGCUCUGGGGUCUGAACACAUCGGCAAAACUAUAUCCCAUGUAACUUAUAGGAUAAAGUAAAAAAACAAGGGUCACUGGCUGAAAAGAAUCACUAUUAUCUCACAUCUUUGCAUUUUGUUAUUGAAUAUGUGUAAUUUGACACAAUAAAAAAUAAGAUCAUUGACAAUGUUGAUGUAUCUCUGUUU
Spea bombifrons (plains spadefoot toad) is the source of this 987-nucleotide messenger RNA. RefSeq lists its product as uncharacterized. NCBI's taxonomy places the organism in Eukaryota, Metazoa, Chordata, Amphibia, Anura, Pelobatidae. The transcript has 3 exons. The record is from RefSeq and is a predicted model, not a curated record. Bases 80 to 862 code for a protein of 260 amino acids.